AUGGAAACGACGAGGUUGGUUUUGUUUUCACUUGUUUUGGUUUUGGCUUUAGGGUUUGUAAGCGCAGGSAGCUUUGAAUACACUGAGGACGAUCUGGCGUCGGAUGAGGCCAAGUGGGCCUUGUACGAGAGGUGGAGGGAUCACCACAAGGUGCCGGAGCAAAGCGAUGAUGAGAAACAGAAACGGUUCAUCAUCUUCAUGGACACCGUGAAACGUGUGGACAACCAUAACAAGGCCAAGAAGCCAUACCUUAUGGAGCUGAACAAGCUGKCUGAUUUGACWWSMGAMGAGAUUGUACGCACGUAUACCGGCGCCAAGCUAGAUGASCACCACCGGAUGCUUUCAUCAAGGGGCAAUUCCAGCCGUCUCAAGUAUGCUGAUCGCCACGAUUUACCAGCCGAGGUCGAUUGGAGACAAUUCAACAACGUAGUUGUUGCUCCCAAGAAUCAAGCCCAAUGUGGAAGUUGCUGGGCGUUUGCAGCGAUGGGUGCACUCGAAUCAGCACACGGUCUCAAAACCGGUAACCUAAUCUCAUUGUCGGAACAACAAAUUAUMGACUGUGACACUGAAAAGAACGGUGGAUGUAACGGAGGGGGAUGUGACGGAGGGGUGUUGGAUUAUGGAUUCACAUACGUGAAGAGGAAUGGAGGUUUAACUUCAGAGGAGAGCUACCCUUACACAAUGGCAGCUGGAACUUGCAAUCAGAUUGCUAAUAAAGUGGCAAAGAUMGAUUCAUAUAAGGAUGUCCCUAUGGAGAACGAGGCSGCUCUAAUGAAAGCAGUUGCAGCCCAGCCGGUAGCGGYUUGCRUUGAUACUCCUAUUGAUUUCCAGUUAUAUGGAGAGGGAAUCUUAACCGGAGACUGUGGAAAGGAACUGAGCCAUGGGCUAACGGUGGUCGGAUAUGAUGACACGCAGAAGUUCUGGAUACUGAAGAACUCCUGGGGACAAGAUUGGGGAGAGGGUGGAUACAUUCGAAUAGCAAAAGACGCUCCUUUCCCGUGGGGGAUGUGUGGCAUAGCAUUGGAGGCUUCUUACCCAAUCAUCAGGGAUGGAAAUCAACCACCCAAGGAAGAAUUCUAG
Molecule: messenger RNA, 1080 nt
Organism: Cynara cardunculus var. scolymus (artichoke)
Lineage: Eukaryota; Viridiplantae; Streptophyta; Magnoliopsida; Asterales; Asteraceae
Product: zingipain-2-like
Exons: 4
Coding region: 1-1080 (359 amino acids)
Cellular component (GO): lysosome
Molecular function (GO): cysteine-type endopeptidase activity
Source: RefSeq, a predicted model, not a curated record